AUGCAUGUUGGACCAGUUGGGAGUGUUCAUAAUAAGGCUAGAGAAGCUGCUACAAAUUUGAUGAAUCAAGCUACACAUAUUGAAACGGCAGUAAGCAAACACUCCGACCAAGCUCAUAAUAAUGAUAAAGUUAGAGAAGUUGUGAUGGAAAAUGCUCCGGGGAAUCUCAAAUUACUAGCUCCUAUCAUUCAAAAAGAAAUUGUGAAUUCAUGUGCCCUUGAAACACUCGAUGCUAUCAUGGAUGGUCUAAAAGAUAGAUUCUUUUCAAUAUUGGUGGAUGAAGCACGUGAUAUGUCGGUGAAAGAGCAAAUGACUAUGGUGUUGCGUUAUGUGGAUGACAACGGGCAUGUAAUUGAAAGAUUUGUGGAUAUCCAACAUGUUACCAACACUACUUCAAGUUCACUAAAGGAUACUAUUGACACAUUAUUUUCUCGCAACGGUUUGAGCAUUUCCAAGCUACGAGGACAAGGUUAUGAUGGUGCUAACAAUAUGAGAGGUGAGUUGAAUGGCCUUAAAACAAAGAUAUUGAGAGAACAACCUUGUGCAUAUUAUGUUCAUUGUUUUGCUCAUCAACUUCAAUUAGCUCUUGUUGUCGUAGCAAAGAAGAAUAUAGACAUUGCCUCUUUUUUUGCAACGGUUAAUAGUGUGGUUAAUCAUGUUGGAGCAUCUUGUAAGCGGCGUGAUUUACUUAAAGGGCAACUUCAAGAAGAGCUUGUGAAUGCUUUUGAAAAUGAUUGUCAUAUAACGGGGUGA
Molecule: messenger RNA, 753 nt
Organism: Malus domestica (apple)
Lineage: Eukaryota; Viridiplantae; Streptophyta; Magnoliopsida; Rosales; Rosaceae
Source: RefSeq, a predicted model, not a curated record